GGCUGAGACAGCAACAUGACAGGCCUCAUUAAAUCUCUAGUAUUUCCUUAAAACGUACAUAAGGCAGGCUGACUUUGGGUCAUUAAUGCUUUGGUUUGUUUUUUUUUGACAAUGUUUGGUUCCUUCGUUUCUGUUCACCAAUGUCUUACAAAUCCAACAGAAUAGUUCUUAUUGUGUAAUCAUGUUGUUGUGUUCAUCACCAGGUUUCAUCAAUAAAUCGAGUGCUCAGGAACCUGGCUAGCGAUAAGCAGCAAAUGGGCACAGUGGGAGCUGAAGGGAUGUUUGACAAACUCAAGAUGCUCAAUGGACAAACCACCUGGGGAGGACGCUCAGGAUGGUACGCUGGUACUACACUCCCUACCACUGAGUGUCCACAGGCAGAGGGAGGGGAGAACGCUAUAUCAGUUAGUUCCAACGGUGACGACUCAGAGGAGACUCAGAUGAGGCUUCAGCUGAAGAGGAAACUGCAGAGAAACAGAACGUCUUUUACGCAGGACCAGAUAGAAGCACUGGAGAAAGAGUUUGAAAGGACUCACUAUCCAGAUGUGUUUGCCCGAGAACGCCUUGCCAACAAAAUAGACCUUCCAGAGGCAAGAAUACAGGUUUGGUUUUCCAACAGACGAGCGAAAUGGAGAAGAGAGGAGAAGCUGAGAAAUCAACGUCGUCAGGUGUCCAACUCCUCCAACCAUAUUCCCAUCAGCAGCAGCUUCAACGCCAGUGUUUACCAGCCGAUACCACAACCUACUACACCAGUGUCCUUCUCAUCAGGAUCCAUGUUGGGAAGGUCAGAUCCAGUUCUGUCCAACAGCUACAGCCUACCAGCUAUGCCCAGCUUCAGUAUGGCUGCCAGCCUGCCUAUGCAAGCAUCCAGCCAGACCUCUUAUUCCUGCAUGCUGCCCACUAGCCCCACUGUAAAUGGAAGAAGUUAUGAGACAUAUACUCCUCCGCACAUGCAGCCACACAUCAACGGCCAGUCAAUGGCGCCCUCUGCAACGUCGUCAACAGGUCUGAUUUCCCCUGGUGUCUCAGUUCCAGUCCAAGUUCCAGGAAAUGAAGGGGACAUGUCACAUUACUGGCCACGCCUGCAGUGAUCACCAGCAGUGACUGCUGCAACAGGACUGUAUGGGACAUCAAAGCAUGACCUAUCCCUACUUUACAGCUUGAAUGUGAAAAAGGACCUGAAACUGACUGCACUGCAGCGAAAGAAUAUGAAGGAAUUACUUAUUAUUGUUUGCGAGAAAAUGUUCAAACCAAAAUUCUGGAGACGAGCAGGACAGAAGUUUGAGUGCUCUUCCAAAUGAAGGAUUUUAAUAUCACUACAAACCAGUACAAUUUCAGCUACAACUGGAUCAAAGGUCUUGGGGAGUUCUGUCUCCGUAUCAUCUCCAGCUCCCAUUCAAAGUCUGGUUGGUGAGGACACUUUGGCACUUGUAAGCCCAGAAUGAAAAGCUCUAGCCUGAGCUGUACUCAGGAAGCUCAGGACGGUGGCCCAUCCUUUGGUAACACUAAACUCCAGACAGGAAUAAACUGCUUAGUGUCCAUUUGGACAUUCUGUGGGAAGACAUAUUACCUCCACUUUCAGUUCCUAAUUUAUAUCAUGUUGGUGUAUUUGUAGCAAAAAAAGAUGUUGUCUGAAGCAUAAAGGGAAGAACUUAAUGAAACUUGAAAUUAACUGUCUGCUGUGAAUUUGCUUCAUCAGCCGAUUCCAAAAGCUCCGGCCUGGAAUGUGUAUAGAAUUUCAGAAUGUGGAUUCUGGUGAUAUGUGUUUGGUAUUGUAAAAACCCUGACCUGGAUGUGAUCUGCUAACUGGCAUGGACUGAUUUUGAACUGAAAAAAAACAGUGUCUGUUUAGGAGGAAAAAUCUCAGUUUGUUUUAAUUCCAAAGCUCCAGAAAUUCAAGAGUAAAGCAACUAUUGAUAGAAUGGAAGCAGAACAAACUCGUUGUUAGCCUAUAACAAGUGAUCAUUAGAUUGUGUCUGGGAUGUAAAUCUGUUUCUAAUUUUAAAGUGUAAAGUAUUUGUCUUCUCCAGUGAUCUGGGAGGGUUUCCAUAAUAAAGUUAU
This is a messenger RNA of Sebastes umbrosus (honeycomb rockfish), 2061 nucleotides long. Its product is annotated as paired box protein Pax-6-like. Bases 255 to 1091 code for a protein of 278 amino acids. Gene Ontology annotation, molecular function: DNA-binding transcription factor activity, RNA polymerase II-specific; RNA polymerase II cis-regulatory region sequence-specific DNA binding. Gene Ontology annotation, biological process: anatomical structure development; regulation of transcription by RNA polymerase II. NCBI's taxonomy places the organism in Eukaryota, Metazoa, Chordata, Actinopteri, Perciformes, Sebastidae. The record is from RefSeq and is a predicted model, not a curated record. The transcript is spliced from 7 exons.